AUGGGAGAACACGUCGUCUUUUUCUACGGUACCCUAAUGGCCCCCCAAAUCCUCCAUCGCGUAAUUCACGGCCGCCCAGACCCAGAACCCUGGCAAAAGGACCUCCUCACCUUCCAACCAGCCAUCCUCCACGGCUACCGACGACACCGCGUACGCGGGGCCGAUUACCCCGGAAUCACCCCUGCAACAGAGCCUCAAUCGCAGUCUCAAUCGCAAGGAGAAGAGCAAGAGUCAACUGGAUCAACGCGCAAAGCAUCCGUCCUCGGAACGCUAGUCUCGGGCCUAACAGACGGCGACAUCCAUCGUCUUGAUAUCUUCGAGGGGUCCGAGUACACGCGCAAGCUAGUCAAGGUGCGGACGUUGCGGGAGUCAUUGAGCCAGGAACAAAGUGAUGAUCAAACGAAUCCGGAUGGCCAUUUGAGGGAUGUGCUGGAUGCGGCGGGGGCGGAGUUUGCGGAUGAAGGGGAGGAGGACGUGAAUGCGGUAGCUUAUGUGUAUGUUGCUGGGGAGGGGAGGUUGGAGGAUGUGGAGUGGGAUUUUGAGACGUUUAAGAGGGAUAAGAUGGCGUGGUGGGUUGGGGCUGACGAAAGUGAGUGGUGA
This is a messenger RNA of Aspergillus chevalieri, 600 nucleotides long. RefSeq names its product gamma-glutamylcyclotransferase family protein. NCBI's taxonomy places the organism in Eukaryota, Fungi, Ascomycota, Eurotiomycetes, Eurotiales, Aspergillaceae. The record is from RefSeq and is a predicted model, not a curated record. The transcript is spliced from 2 exons. Bases 1 to 600 code for a protein of 199 amino acids.